Messenger RNA from Carassius gibelio (silver crucian carp), 2573 nucleotides. Its product is annotated as 3-hydroxyisobutyrate dehydrogenase, mitochondrial. Gene Ontology annotation, molecular function: NAD binding; NADP binding; 3-hydroxyisobutyrate dehydrogenase activity. The coding region runs from base 95 to 1084 and encodes 329 amino acids. The record is from RefSeq and is a predicted model, not a curated record. The transcript has 8 exons. Gene Ontology annotation, cellular component: mitochondrion. Gene Ontology annotation, biological process: L-valine catabolic process. Lineage: Eukaryota; Metazoa; Chordata; Actinopteri; Cypriniformes; Cyprinidae.
UGAUUGGAGGAAUGUUGCUGUCAAUCAUAGGACCCGCCCCCUGAGUUCCUGACUCUGUCUGUCAACGUGGAGCUGAGGUCAAGAGAAAUAAAGCAUGGCCACAUUGUUUAGAGGGUAUCGGAAUUUUUAUAAAAGAAGCAGUAAACAUGUGGAGCUCACUUUGGUAUCCUGUAGAUCAAUGGCUUCCAAGACCCCAGUGGGUUUUAUUGGACUGGGUAACAUGGGGACACCUAUGGCUAGAAACUUACUGAGGCAUGGAUAUCCUGUCAUUGCUACUGAUGUCUUCCCAGAGUCUUUCAAGGAGCUUCAGGACUCAGGAGCACAGAUCUUGGAUUGCCCUGCUGAAGUGGCUGAUAAAGCUGACCGCAUCAUCACCAUGCUACCUUCCAGCCCCAACGUCAUUGAGGUUUACACAGGACCCAAUGGCAUACUUAAGAAGGUGAAAAAAGGCACCCUUCUGAUUGACUCCAGCACCAUCGACCCUGCAGUGUCCAGAGAGAUGGCUGCUGCUGCUGAGAAGAUGGGAGCAGUGUUCAUGGAUGCUCCAGUGUCCGGAGGUGUUGGUGCAGCCAGUCUGGCUAAACUCACCUUCAUGGUGGGUGGAGUCGAGGAGGAAUUUAAUGCUGCCCAGGAGCUAUUCACCUCUAUGGGAGCAAAUGUAGUGUACUGCGGCCAAGUGGGAAGUGGACAGGCAGCGAAAAUCUGCAACAACAUGCUGUUAGCAAUUGGCAUGAUUGGCACAGCAGAGACCAUGAACCUUGGAAUUAGACUGGGUUUAGAUCCAAAGCUGCUGGCGAAGAUUCUGAACACGAGUUCAGGACGAUGUUGGUCCAGUGACAAGUAUAACCCCGUCCCAGGUGUCAUGGAAGGAGUGCCCUCAGCUAAUAACUACCAGGGAGGCUUUGGCACAAAGCUAAUGGCUAAAGAUCUUGGUUUUGCUCAGGAUACGGCGACCAGUGCCCAGACCCCAAUUCCUCUUGGUUCUUUGGCACACCAGAUCUACCGUGCGAUGUGUGCUCAUGGCUACUCUAACAAAGACUUUUCCUCCGUCUUCCAGUUUUUACGAGAGGAGGGGGUGCAGUAGGUCCAAUGGAAGUGACUUGCUGGUUUAUUAUUGAUAUGCAUGAGUGUAUAUUUUCAGAGGGAUGUUACAGGUAUGUUGAAGCUAACAAGUGUAACAUUGAGAGUCCGAUGCCUCUCUUAGGUUGUUGCCAGGUUUAGCCGUUUAUAAUUAUGACCGGAUCAAACUGUUACUCAAGCAUUCUUACUUCACACAUGUGCCUGCAAAUGUUUACAGUCAUUCUUUUCCACUUUGAGCCAGUUCUGAGCCAAUAUUGAUUUUAUGUCCUGAUUAGACACUGUUAGAAAUGUUUAUGGAUCCAUAUGACAUACCUCAUCUGUUUCAGUUGUGCUUAAACUGAAUCGAAACUGUGAACAUUUUACAAAGAAGUAGUAGGUCCCUUGUUUUUGUGGAAUAGUUACAUUAAAAGAAUAGUUCACCUAGAAAAAAAAAAUGCUGAAAAUGUACUAUUCCUCAGGCCAUCCAAGAUGCAGAUGAGUUUGUUUUUUCAUAGGAACAGAUUUGGAGAAAUUUAGCUUUACAUAACUUGCUCACCAGUGGAUAUUCUGCAGUGAAUGGGUGCCGUCAGAAUGAGAGUCCAAACACUUGAUUAAAAACAUCAAAGUAAUCCACACAACUUCCAUAACAGUCCAUCAAUUAAUAUCACGUGAAGUGAAAAGCUGUGUUUCAAACAAAUCCAUUAAGAAACAAAUACUGACUCUAGAGAAAUAUGCCCAGAUCAAACACGGUUUACAAAGACAGUUCUAAACGAGUAUAUUGAUGGAUUUUGAUGCAAAAGGACAACACAGGAUUGACUUUUCCACUGAAGGAAGCAUUAUUAUGGAUUAUGGACUUGUAUUUUGGUUUGGAGCAACAGUUUAAAAACUCGAUGGAUUUAUUUAAACAAUGUAUACACAGCUUUUCGCUUCACAAUUUAAUAACUGAUCGGCUGGAGUCGUGUGGAUUAUUUGUGGUUUAUUGCGGUGUUUUUAGAAGCUGUUUGGACUCUGAGCAAGUGAUGUAAUGCUACAUUUUUCCAAAUCUGUUGCAAUAAAAAAAAAAAAAAAAAAAAAAAAACUAAUCUCCAUCUUGGAUAGCCUUAGUGUAAAUUUCCAGCAAAUUUUAUUUUUGGGUGAACUAUUCCAUUAAAACUGACCUCUGUUUUACACCAAAUAGUUUAUACACUGACAUCUCAGUCUUUUUAAGUGUUUUUUUUUUUUUUAUUAUGACCACAAUUUUUCUGAUUAUCCUUUUCUUUUCCACUAAACAAAAGUCGUCCUGGUGUGUAUGUACAUAACGUAUAUUUGUAAUGGUGCUGUAUUGAGAAUGAGCAGUGUUACUUGUCUCUACUUUAUAGAGGUCCUGUUGAGACUCACACUAAGACGAGACUGACGCCAUCUGUGUGCUAGACACACACACUCGCCCAUGGCUCAAGAAUCAUGGUGUGUCUUCUAUACAAAAAUGUUCUUGUUUAUAUUAUGUCCUCAAUAAAAAAAGUUAAUUGAGUUAUAAA